UGUAUUUUGAAAGUACCCACCGGAAGUGUCAGUACGUCUCGUUAUGUUGUGAUGCACUUCUUCAGUAAACCAUCGUGAUAAAACGCACAUGUAAUCUCUGGUUAUUUUUUUAAUAGACUGAAUUAGUUCAUGUGUUCUUGUGUUUUAAAGGUUUCGGUGUUUUCGAGGUGAGUGGAUGACAAAGUGGGUAAACUGCGUGAAUGCAGCGGGAAUAAAGGCCGGUUGAGACGCUGUGUGUAAUGAAGAGGGAAGCUGUCCGUGCAGAUGCCUGUUCAAAACACAGCAGACAUCAAUAAUUCGUUUCCAAAAUAAUUUAGAAGAGCACGAUCCUCCUUUGAGUACUUGAACACUUUCAUGGAUCAAAGUGAGACAGACAAAUGUAACCAACGCGUGUUUCACGGUGAUCGGCGGCGAUCGAUUCUGCGCAGGCCUGGUUCGUGUCACACGAGCCUGCAGUUUAUUUUAAAGAGGAGCCGACACCAUGAAUGAAGUGGAUUAUCUUGAUCAUAACAGAGCUGAGAGUCUGGAUUUUGAAGAAAAACCGGAGAUUAAACCUCCAGAUGUUGAACAGCUGCAGGACGCUGAUAUAAACCAAACCGCUGUAUUCCCUGCAGAUGUCCAGCAGAUGUUGGUGAUUAAAGAAGAAGAGCUACCCUGGACCCCCAGUCUGGACCAGCAGAACCCAGACCACCUCCACAUAAAGGAGGAGCACGAGGAGCUGUGGAUCGGUACAGGAGGAGCGUAUCUUGCUGAUAGCACUAGGCGCACAUUGUCUUCUAUUUCCAUGAAGUGUGAAGAUGAAAGAGAAGAAAAACCUCAGAUUGUACAGCUUCAUCAAAGUCAGACUGAAGACGAUGCGGAAGCAGAAGCUCCAAACAGCAGCUCAGCUACAAAGAUCAACAAUGAAAUUGAUGAAGAGGAUUGUGGAAGACCAGAAAUCGCCAGGAACUCUAAACCAAAUUUCCAUUUGCAACUAAAUGCUGUUGAGAAGGCCCCAGACUCUUCUGAAACAGACAUCAGUGAUGGAGAUGAUUGGCAGGAACCUUUGUCUGAUCCUGGACCUGCAAACGAAGAUGGUGACAGUGGUUGCAAUAUACCUAAAUCAAACUUGAAAACUCUGAAAUCGCUGAAAAGCAAGUGUUCUUUUCAGAGAAGGAAGACAUGUCAUUCAUUCAAAAGGCCUCAUGGCUGUUUGUCUAAUGAGAAAUUUAACAGAGUGAAACAAAGUGAACCUUCAAAGAUGAAAAUCAACACAGGAGAAAAAACAUUUACCUGUGGUGUUUGUGCAAAAAGAUUUAAACAGAAACAAAAUCUGAAGACGCAUAUGAGAGUCCACACAGAUGUCCAACAGCUGUUGGUGAUCAAAGAAGAGGUUUCCCAUGAAUGGAGCAAUAGUCCGGACCAGAAGGGCCCAGAGUUUCUCUUUAUAAAGGAGGAACAAGAUGAACUCAGGAACAGUGAGGUGGGAGAGCCACUUAAUGAUCUAACGAAGGCUGAUAUCAUCAGGUUCCAACUCACUGCUGGUCCUGUGAAGACUGAAAAUGAUGAAGAGAAGCCUAACUCUUUACUUCUCCUUCAAAAUCAAAUGGGAGAGGCAGUCUCUCCACUUUGCAGCUUAGCUAAACAGAUAAAAACAGAAAGUGAUGGAGAGGACUGUGAUGGACCUGAACCUGGAUCAUGGAACCCAGAUCCAAAUACUGAUGAGAAGGCUUCAGACUCUUCUGCGACUGACGUCUCAGAUGAUGGUGAUGAUCAUGAUGAUGAUAGUGAUGAUGGUGGUGGUGAUUGGCAGGAACCUUUGUCAGAUUCUGGACCUCCAAAUGAUGACAGUGAAAAUAAUCAGGGAGCUCCUACAUCAAGCGCAAAUGGACUCAAAUCUCCAAAAAGCAAGUGGCCUGUUCAGAGGCUCAUGACAAGCCAUUCAAUGGAAACUUCCUCCAGGCAUUUGGGAAAUGUAGACUCACCCAGACAAGACAGACAAUUUAUCUGUGGUAUUUGCGGAAAACGAUUUACACAAAAACAAAAUCUUAAGACACAUAUCCGAAUUCACACUGGGGAAAAACCAUUUCAUUGUGAUUUUUGUGGAAAGCGUUUUCGACAUCUCUAUAGUUUCAAGGCGCACAUCAGAAUCCACACAGGAGAGAAACCGUUUGUAUGUGACAUCUGUGGUGAAAGGUUUACACAACAACAAAAUAUCAAGAGGCACAUCAGGGUUCACACAGGUGAGAAACCAUUCGGUUGUGGCGUUUGCACAAAAAGAUUUACACAGCAGGUGGACCUGAAGAGACAUAUGAGAGUUCACACAAGAGAAAAACCAUUUGGUUGUGAUCUUUGCAGUAAAAGAUAUAACCGGAAAACACAAUUAAGUGCACACAUGAGAGUUCACACAGGAGAAAAACAGUUUGCUUGCGACAUUUGUGGUAAAAGGUUUAACCGGAUGGCGCUUGUUAAAGCACACACAAGGGUUCACACAGGAGAGAAACCAUAUGGCUGUGAUGUUUGUGGCAAAAGAUUUAACAGGAAAUCACAUCUCAAAGCCCACACAAGAGGCCACACGGGAGAGAAACCACAUGGCUGCGAUGUCUGCGGCAAAAACUUUGUACAUCAGCGCGAUCUCAAGAUCCACACCAGAGUUCACACCGGAGAGAAACAGUUUAGCUGCACUGUAUGUGGGAAGAGAUUCACCCAUCAGGGAACUCUGACGAGACACAUGAGAGUCCACACUGGAGAGAAGCCAUUUAGCUGUGGUGUUUGUGGUAAAACGUUUACUCAGAAGGGAAAUCUAAACAGACACGUGAAAACCCACACAGAGUAACAGCUCUGAAGGUUCCGAGAAUGCACUUACCUGCUAAUGAAUAAUUUGGAUGGAUCUUUUUUGUUUGGUUGUUUUUUUGGUCAUUAAUUAUGUCUGUUCACGCUAUUGGGUGCUUUGAAGGAUGUCUUGUACUGUAUGACAAAAAUAAAGACUAUGGCUGGUGACAUUUGUAGUAGGGGUGGUACCAUGUGCUCAAAGUGAGGAAAGCUAUAUUGUAAUUGGGAAAUAUAUUACUUGAAUUCAAGCUAGCAUUUAUUUAUACAUUUUCUAUAUCCAAGGUACGUAACCAUGUUUAGUCAUGAUAUUUUUAAUAAUAAUCUAUGCUUGAGCAUUUUGUUUUUCUGCAUAAACCAGAACUCGGUGGGUGUGCACCAAAAUAAGUUUGGAUCAGCAUACAACAGUCAAACAGCAGCUAUGUGGUGUUGGAUUACACAGAACCAGAUGGACACAUCUACUCCUGAUAGCUUUUCUGGUAUGGAGUAUAUCAACUAAUGUUAUUUAGGUUUUAAUUUUGCAUUUAAUUUCAACUCAUUGUAUUUAAUCACUUUCUUUUUUGGUUGCUCUAACAGUAACUUACCAACUUCUGUAUGAAUAAAAUAUUUAUUCUUUUCA
This is a messenger RNA of Oreochromis niloticus (Nile tilapia), 3427 nucleotides long. RefSeq names its product zinc finger protein 37. Gene Ontology annotation, cellular component: nucleus. The coding region runs from base 482 to 2815 and encodes 777 amino acids. The record is from RefSeq and is a predicted model, not a curated record. The transcript has 3 exons. Gene Ontology annotation, biological process: regulation of gene expression. Lineage: Eukaryota; Metazoa; Chordata; Actinopteri; Cichliformes; Cichlidae.